Messenger RNA from Funneliformis mosseae, 390 nucleotides. Lineage: Eukaryota; Fungi; Glomeromycota; Glomeromycetes; Glomerales; Glomeraceae. The record is from the annotation of a GenBank genome assembly.
AUGAAAAUACUUGAUAACGAAGCCUAUAACGACGCCUAUUCUGAGAUUUGUGGUUAUAUAUCAAUCGCUUGUUGGUUCAUAGUUUUAUUUCCACAAGAAGUUAAAAAAGAUCAUUCUUUAUGGAUCCUUAAAGAACAAAUGGAAUUGUUACCACAGAUGUUUGGAUGGAUUAGCGCAUUUCUUUAUCUCGGUUCUCGAAUUCCACAAAUUCUCCAAAAUUAUAAGAGUAAAUCCACUGAAGGCUUAUCAUUGGCCAUGUUUUGUUUUAGUUUAUUAGGAAAUCUUACAUAUUGUUUGUCUGUCGUAUUACAUUCAACGGAUCCAGAAUUUUUGUUGAUAAAUUUAUCUUGGUUAAUAGGAAGCGGCGGUACCAUGAUUUUUGACAUAGUG